AUGCGGGCCCUGCUGCUGCUCGGGAGCAUCGCGCUGCUGGCCUCCGCCGCGGGUCCAGCCAUGGCGCGCCCAUCCAACGAUACGAGCGCAGUGGCCCCGGGCCCGCUGCCUGCGCUCCUCGCGCACCUGCGGCGCCUAACCGGGGCUCUGGCGGGCGGCGGGAGCCCGGCGGGCACCGGCGCUAACGCCACCAAGACCAGCCCCGCGGGUGGCGCGGGUGCAGCGGCACGGGCGCCCCCUCCGGCCGAGCUCUGCCACGGCUACUACGAUGUCAUGGGCCAGUACGACGCCACCUUCAACUGCAGCACCGGCUCCUACCGCUUCUGCUGCGGCACCUGCCACUACCGCUUUUGCUGCGAGCACCGCCACAUGCGCCUGGCGCAGGCCUCUUGCUCCAACUAUGACACGCCACGCUGGGCCACCACGCCUCCGCCUCUAGCCGGAGGCGCCGGGGGCGCUGGGGGUGCGGGCGGGGGCCCGGGACCGGGCCAGGCAGGGUGGCUGGAAGGAGGUCGGGCCGGGGGCGCUGGGGGUCGUGGGGGCGAGGGCCCCGGGGGCAGCACGGCCUACGUAGUGUGCGGAGUCAUCAGCUUCGCUCUGGCGGUGGGCGUCGGUGCCAAAGUGGCCUUCAGCAAGGCGUCGCGUGCGCCCAGAGCGCACCGGGAGAUCAACGUGCCCAGAGCCUUGGUGGACAUUCUGAGGCAUCAAGCAGGACCAGCAACCCGCCCAGAUCGGGCCCGAAGCAGCUCUCUGACCCCAGGGCUAGGAGGCCCAGAAAGCAUGCCUCCCAGGACACCCAAGAACCUUUACAACACCAUGAAGCCCUCCAACCUCGAUAACCUGCACUACAACGUCAACAGUCCCAAGCACCGCGCUGCCACACUGGACUGGCGAGCCAUGCCACCACCCAGCCCUUCCCUGCACUACUCCACGCUGUCCUGCUCUCGAUCCUUCCACAACCUCUCGCAUCUCCCCCCAUCCUAUGAGGCCGCUGUGAAAUCAGAACUGAAUCGCUACUCCUCUCUCAAGAGACUGGCUGAGAAAGAUCUAGACGAAGCCUACCUGAAGCGCAGACAUCUAGAGAUGCCCCGUGGAACCCUGCCUUUGCAUGCACUGCGGCGGCCUGGUACUGGAGGUGGCUACCGCAUGGAUGGCUGGGGUGGUCCCGAGGAGCUGGGCCUGGCACCGGCACCCAACCCCCGGCGGGUUAUGUCCCAGGAGCAUCUGCUGGGUGAUGGCCGAGCUUCCCGCUAUGAGUUCACAUUGCCUCGAGCGCGGCUGGUGUCUCAGGAACACCUGCUGCUGUCCUCACCGGAGGCCCUCCGCCAGAGUCGAGAGCACCUGCUGUCACCACCACGAAGUCCUGCACUGCCCCCAGAUCCCACCACCCGGGCCAGCCUGGCUGCCUCACACUCCAACCUGCUGCUGGGGCCUGGGGGGCCCCCCACACCACUGCAUGGGUUGCCUCCAUCAGGCCUGCAUGCCCACCAUCACCACGCCCUUCACGGCUCUCCUCAACCAGCCUGGAUGUCCGAUGCAGGUGGGGGUGGGGGCACACUGGCCCGCCGGCCACCCUUCCAGCGCCAGGGAACCCUGGAGCAGCUUCAGUUCAUUCCUGGGCACCACCUGCCACAGCACCUGCGCACUGCCAGCAAGAAUGAAGUGACUGUCUGA
Molecule: messenger RNA, 1674 nt
Organism: Arvicola amphibius (Eurasian water vole)
Lineage: Eukaryota; Metazoa; Chordata; Mammalia; Rodentia; Cricetidae
Gene: Shisa7
Product: shisa family member 7
Exons: 5
Coding region: 1-1674 (557 amino acids)
Biological process (GO): regulation of AMPA receptor activity; regulation of short-term neuronal synaptic plasticity
Cellular component (GO): postsynaptic membrane; AMPA glutamate receptor complex; postsynaptic density
Source: RefSeq, a predicted model, not a curated record